AUGGACGUCACCCAGAAAGUUGAAAUCAACAAGCAAAAGGCAAAUGAGGAAACAAACUCAGUGCCGCAGCUCGGAGCACUUGAAGAAGAUGACGAGUUUGAGGAGUUUGAGGUGGAUGACUGGAGAGACGACGAGUGCGAGGUGAGCAACAUGGCCACAAACGACAAAUUGUGGCAGGAUAGCUGGGACGACGACGACCAAGACGACGAUUUCAGCCACCAGCUCAGAGCUGAAUUACAAAAGACGGGCGGCGAUAUGAACAUGAGCACAUGA
Wallemia ichthyophaga EXF-994 is the source of this 273-nucleotide messenger RNA. RefSeq names its product 26S proteasome complex subunit SEM1. Gene Ontology annotation, cellular component: proteasome regulatory particle, lid subcomplex; proteasome complex. The transcript is spliced from 3 exons. The record is from RefSeq and is a predicted model, not a curated record. NCBI's taxonomy places the organism in Eukaryota, Fungi, Basidiomycota, Wallemiomycetes, Wallemiales, Wallemiaceae. Gene Ontology annotation, biological process: proteasome assembly; double-strand break repair via homologous recombination; mRNA export from nucleus. Bases 1 to 273 code for a protein of 90 amino acids.